This is a messenger RNA of Leptinotarsa decemlineata (Colorado potato beetle), 2736 nucleotides long. RefSeq names its product ribosomal protein S6 kinase beta-2. Gene Ontology annotation, biological process: protein phosphorylation. Gene Ontology annotation, molecular function: ATP binding; protein serine/threonine kinase activity. Lineage: Eukaryota; Metazoa; Arthropoda; Insecta; Coleoptera; Chrysomelidae. The record is from RefSeq and is a predicted model, not a curated record.
AUUGAUUUAUAUAUUUUGCAGAAUGGCCAUGAUGAUGUGUCCCAGUUUGAUACCAAAUUUACAAGACAACCUCCUAUUGAUUCUCCUGUUGAUUCAGUUCUCAGUGCAAGUGUCGAUUUAAUAUUUAAGGGCUUCACUUAUGUAGCCCCAUCACUUUUAGAAGAUUUGCCAAAUAUGAGAGCUCACUGUGCCAAUAAUAGGAUGGCAAACGGAAUGGAAGUACUCUCAAACGAAAUGGAGCAGCUGCCAAAUGGAACGGCACAUGAAAAUGAAAUGGACCAACUGCCAAACGGAAUGGAGCAACAAGAAAAUGAAAUGGUCGCUCAAGCAAGCGAAAUGGCCCAACAGGCAAAUGGAAAUGGAGCACGAGCAAAUGGAAUGGUGCAUCAGGGAAAUGGAUUCAUUGUGCCUGAUGAAUACCACGAUGAAAGCGAUGAAGAUGAACCAGCUUGUACCUUUUCAAUUACAUCUGGCCUCAAUCAAACUCUAGCUUUCAAAGAUGAAGCAUGUUUACAGCCCUCGAUAAGUCAGAAUCAGAACUGCAUAGCUUUAGGAACAUUGCCAUUGAGCAGUGGUUUGAAUGCAAGGCAAAGAUACAAUGGAGUACCAACAAUUCCAAUACCACUCAGUCAGAAUUACAAUAACCGAUUCCCUAAUAUAAAUUCAAAUGUCAGGAAUAACCAGGCAGGCGGUUCUCAAGUUUCUAAUCACAGGCCUGUUCAUAUUACUGCCGCUAUGCAUCGAAUACAGAACCAUCACAAUUCCUUCGCUACAAUCAAUUUUGGAGCAAAUACCUCUGCUGCUGGUGAAGAAAUGAUGGAAGUGAGUAGCGGUCUACCUCAUGUAUAGCGUAAUAUAGUUCAAUAUAAUAUUCUUUUGUAUGAGAAUUAGAACUUUUUUAAAUAUGAAUGAAAUGUUCAUUAGUUCAAUUAUGUUUUAUGUUAUUAUUUAGAUGAAGAUUUCGAUUUUUCUGAAGGAAUGUUGAAGGACAAACAUAUUUCUUUAUAAAAAUUUUUGAUUGCAAAAAUAAGACUAAUCCAGAAAUCAUCUAACUCGCUAAUGCAAAUUGACAAUAAAAUACCACGGGAGUAAAUCUUCUUCGUUGCCCUGGCAUCCAAUUUGUCCUUGACUCCAAUGUCUUUGUUACAUAUUUCCUAUGAUUUUCUUCCCAUAAGUUAACAGAGAGGUCAACUGAGAAAUGAAGGAAUUCGCUUCAAAUACUGUUCAAAGUUCACAUGUUGAACCAUUCAAACUUUUUAUACGAUAUUCUAUGUGUGUGUUCUUUAAUAUUAUUAGCAUAUCCUACAAAUCAUAAAUUAUAUAAUCUUACGAGGGUGGUCUGAAAAGUUUCCGGCGUAACAAAGAUACCAAGAUUUUUUUUUCUUCAACAUAGUCCCCUUUUAACUCUAUACACUCCUCCCAGCGAUGCUUCCAUCUAUGUAACCUGUCCAAAUAGUAUUCGGCUUUUUCCUCUGCAAAAUAAUUGUUCAUGAAGGCGAUUGCAUCUUCAUUUGAUGAAAAUCUGUUUGAGUGAAGUGGAUGGUCAAGCAGUCCAAACCGUAAUUUGUGGAUUUUCGCCAUGGUAACUGCUGAAGUGUUAGACUGUGCUUUUGUCUUGGUGAAACAGUAUUUUCUUUUUCUGCAAAUGUGGCCUUUUUUCGCAAAUUCUGUCUUCGGCUUGUCAAGUAAUGAUGCUUAGUAUGCUCCUGUAACAGUUUUUCCCUUUUUGAAGAUAAUUAAAAUAACUCCAUGACUAUCCCAACAUGAGUAAACGCGGCACCCAACGUACGGAGAGAUUUCUCAUGUUGAUACAAUAUGUGGCAAACACGUUCUUUGAUGUGUUCAUAACCUCUGCUAACUCUCUCACUUUAAUUCGGCGCAAUGUUUAAAUUCAGCUGCCUAAAAUGUCACUGUGGUAAAUGGUGAUGCAGAGUUCCCAUAUUGAUUUGUGUAGGCAGUAUUCCCUUUCAAAGACAAAUAUUUAACGACAGCUCGAUACUUGAUUGUAUCCAUUUUCAUAAAAACACUCGCAUCAACUUACUCAAAAGAUUGUUAUUUAACAACUGCACGUUCAAAAUGGCUGAAACUUUGGUGAGUAACUGUCAACAAAUGAACAAUGAAAUUCACUAGCUUUUAUUUACAAGUGCUGCUAUCAUCAUGUUUGGGUCGGAAACUUUUCGGGCUACGUUCUAAUUUACUAAAAAAAAACGUAUUUUUGUCCUAAUUCAAUAUCUUUUAUUCAAACUUCAAUAUUGCUGAUAUUAGGCUGGUAGUAUUUUUACAAAGGGCAUCGAUAAUAUUUUUUUUCUAUUCAAAGUUGAUGAAAAUAUUGAAAAGUUGAAUAGUUUGAGAGACGUUUGUUAUAUUUUCAAAAUGUUUAAAAAAAUAAUUCAUAUUUUUGUGUUAGUAUUUUUAAAAUGCAAGAAAUAUUUGAACACUUCUUUUUUACUCCUCAUCAUUACUUAGUUUAAACUACUGAUAGAUACCAUUUUUUAUUUAUAUUUUCAUGAUUGGUAAAAAUAUGUAUAUACUCAAUAUUACUUAAAUCUCAAAAGUUGAGAUACACUAUACUCGAGAAUAGAGCAGUGUUGUUUGAACAUCAAUUUCAGAAUACUAAGAGGUAGAUUUUGAUUUAUUUUUUGUGUUGUGUUAUGGGACUUUUGUACCUGUGUAGUCAUAUUAUUUUUUAUGUAUUGAGAAUACUAUUUCUUAAAUAAAAGCACAGGUUACUGCUAA